This is a messenger RNA of Trichosurus vulpecula (common brushtail), 4256 nucleotides long. It is a transcript of the gene ZNF746, whose product is annotated as zinc finger protein 746. Gene Ontology annotation, biological process: regulation of DNA-templated transcription. NCBI's taxonomy places the organism in Eukaryota, Metazoa, Chordata, Mammalia, Diprotodontia, Phalangeridae. The transcript is spliced from 6 exons. The record is from RefSeq and is a predicted model, not a curated record. Bases 1948 to 3954 code for a protein of 668 amino acids.
UCCCUUCCUUCCAUUCCUCCUUCCUCCCUUCCGUCCCAUACUUCCUCCUUUCUCUCCCUUUCCUGUCACCCAGAGCCACAAGUUCCAUUUCAGUAUGGAAAAUCAAACUUUAUUAUAUGAGUAACUCACAAACACGAGUAAAAUCCAAUUCAGCCAGCUUUUUUCUGAGCAUCUACUUUAUGUUUGCCCAGCCCAGAUCUAGUCUUUGGGAGUUAAAGAGAAACUAUCCUAAAGAAGCUUGUGGGUAGCGGGGGAGAUGUGACAAGGGCCCAGAAAACCGUUAAGUAGCACUAUAAGACAAUACAAAGGAUGUCACAAGGCAGUAGUAUGAGUAAGUGCUGAGUGGCAUAGACAAAUGCUGUGUGUUCAUAGAGAUCACUGAUCUGGAUGAGUCAGGGAAAGGCUGGGGGGGCAGUAUACUCAGGAGUAAAGCAUUUGAUUGUAGCCUAAGAAGUCCCCACUUCAAAUGCAAGCGCUUCCCCCCAUCUUUACUGUUAUGUCUCUGAGAUAAUCUCUGUGCAGUAGAAAGAGGACUAAAUUUGGACUUGGGUUCUAAUCUGGUUUUGCUUCUUACUGUGUGAACACCGACCUCUCUGGGGUUCAGAUUCCUCAUCUGUAAAAUUGGGAUAGUAAGUAACAGAUGCUACUCUUCUGAUAGGAGUAUUCUGAAUGUGAGAAUAGCGUUUCACAAAUCCUUAUGGGUUUAUAAUGAAUAUUAUAAUAAACAUAUAAAUGUCAGUUGUGAUAUCAUUAUACUCAGUACUUUCGAGGUCUGUGGUUUCAUACCACGUGAUGACUGGAAUCCCUUUCUGCUUUUAGUAGAUGAGUUUUAAGAGUAGUUAUAGCUAAAAAAAAAGUUGUCACCGUGCAGUUAAUUAGUGAUGAGCCUCUCAAACCAACUUAACCUGGUCCUCAGAUAACAGACAUACUUUUGAGUCUGCCACUCACGGCCUUUCUGGCUUGGAUUUGCCAGAGCACUUGUGUUCCGCUGGCACAGCCUUCAGAAAUCCAGGGUCACCUCCACAUCAAAGUAACGCAUUAGAGCAGGACUUUUGUUAAAAUAAAAUAAUGAUCUUGGCGUCGUAGACAAGGCCUUGAAAGAUGGGGUCCUUGAAAGAUGGUUCGUGUAUGAAUGAUGGUAGAAUAAUGGAGAGAGUAGUAGUGAUAGAGGAAGGAGGCUUCCGAAAAAGUUCAGAAAUGAACGUAGAACGUAGUGUGCAGAACCAGGGUAGGGAACUUGUGUUGGGGCAGGGUGCUGAUGGUAAAUGGAUGAUAUUGGAAAAAGAUCAAGAUGUCCACAGCUUUGCUUUGUCCUGGGUACUGCCCUUGUCCUGAAAUCCUUCCAUCAAAGCAGUUCUAGUUCUCUCUACCCAUCUAAAUCCUACCCAUUCCAUAAGGACCAAUUCAGAUCCCAUCUCUGAGAAUCUCAGAAUUGGAGGGGCCAUAGGGGUCAUUUUAUCGAGUGCAAGAACUUGACAGGUGAUCAUACCACCUCUGAUUGAAUGCUUCUAGUGACAGAGAGCUUACAACUUUGUGAAACUCUGUGAAGUAUGAUCUCAUCCUCCUGUGAAUUCCCAUAGUAUUUAUUAGCUACAACAUUUAGUACCUCAUCAGAUACUGCUUUGUGGCAUCCUGGGUUGUUAGUUAACUUGGAGGGUUUUUUAACUUCCUGUGGGUACAUGGUCUCGUCUCCUUCAGUGGAUGAUACCACCACAGCUACAAAUGCCUAGAAAGUUCAGCGUGUGCCAUACUAGUUGAAUGAAUAGGCUGUUCUUUGGCUAUAUCGUCAUCAUCUCAACAAACGUUUAUUGAAUGCUUGCUAUGUGUAGGGCACUGUGAGAGUGUGUGACAAAUCUGUAGUUCACUCCCUCUCCUCCAGACCUCAGUUUGUGGUACUGUCAUCCUGCAUCCUCAUUUCCCACCCCAUUCCCUAGCUCUGCUUCCCCCAUGCCUAUGACGGUCAUAAUUUGGAGGCAUCCAGCUGGGGAAUACUGGGAAAACAGAGGGAGUGAAACUGGUCUUUUCUAUCAUUUCCGGGAGAUUUCUCCGUGGACAAUGGCAGCAACAAUUCAGGCCAUGGAGAGAAAGAUUGAAUCCCAGGCUGCCCGCUUACUGACCUUGGAGGGACGGACGGGCACGGCUGAAAAGAAGCUGUGUGACUAUGAGAAAAUGGCGGUGGAGUUUGGGAACCAGCUGGAGAGCAAAUGGGCUGUGCUGGGCACCCUGCUGCAGGAGUAUAGGCUGCUGGAGAGGAGGCUGGAGAACAUGGAAAAUCUACUGAAAAAUAGAAAUUUCUGGAUCCUGCGGCUCCCCCCAAGCAGUAAAGGGGAGGUCCCCAAGGUGCCCCUGACAUUUGAUGACGUGGCCGUGUAUUUCUCGGAGCAGGAGUGGGGGAAGCUGGACGAAUGGCAAAAAGAUCUUUACAAGCAUGUGAUGAGGGGCAACUAUGAGACGCUGGUCUCCUUGGACUAUGCCAUUUCCAAACCUGAGGUUCUCUCUCGGAUUGAACAAGGGAAGGAACCAUGUGGCUGGCGACGUGCAGGCCCCAAGAAUCCAGACAUCCAUACAGACCCAAACCCAGGGUCUCCUGUUCCUGCUCCUGACCUUUUACUUCAGAUCAAGCAAGAAGGCGAGCUAGGACUACAAGGGCAGCAGGCUUCAGGGGUAGAGGCGUGGGUGGCCAGUCAGCCGGACACUGGAGAAGAAUCAUGGGCCCUGAGUCAGCUGAACUCCGGGGCGGCAGAACUCUCUACUGAUGUUAGUCCUGGUAUGCACCCUAGCUUUUCCACUUCCAUCCCAACCAACUCGUGGCAGGCAGAACUCCCACCCCACCAUCCUUCAUCAGCAUGCUCAGAUGGAACCCUAAAACUCAAUACAGUGGCCUCUUCUGAAGCGGAUGUGAAAAUCGUGAUCAAAACGGAGGUCCAAGAGGAGGAAGUCGCGGCGGCGGCAGCCCCAGUCCAUCCUGCCCACCUGGAGGCCCAUGGGGCCCUAUUUGAACCAAGCCAAGUGUCUAGGCUCUUCCCCAAUAGUGUCCAAGAUACAGCCUGGGAGAAUCAGGGUAACCCGUUUCCUUCCCAGGAAACUCUGCUGGGGCUAAGGGAACCUGCUCGACCAGAAAGAGACCUCAGUGAGCUCAACCCAAUCAUGGCUCCAGAGGAAACCCUGCCUGGAGACUGGCUCUUUGGUGGGGUCAGGUGGGGAUGGAAUUUAAGGUACAAGCCUCCCAUGAAUCUUCCUCCAAGGACUGGUCCCGAAGGGUUAACUUAUUCCACCCCAGACCAUGGGGGAGGCACCCUAAAUCCCAGCCAGAGCCCAAGACCCUACAGUGAAUCCUGUAAGUAUCCAGGCCGGACAAAGGGUUUUGGCCACAAGUUGGGUCUUAAGAAGCAUCCACCAGCGCCCCCUGGGGGAAGGCCCUUCACCUGCAGCACAUGUGGGAAGAGCUUCCAGCUGCAGAUCAGCCUGACCAUUCACCAGAGUACCCAUCAGCGUGGAUGUGCAAGGUCAGGCCAGGACUCAGGAGCCCGAGAUGGGAAUGCCCUGCGAUGUGGGGAAUGUGGACGGUGCUUCACCCGGCCGGCUCAUCUCAUCCGGCACCGGAUGCUGCACACAGGUGAGCGACCGUUCCCCUGCACCCAGUGUGAGAAGCGUUUCACGGAACGUUCCAAGCUCAUCGACCACUAUCGCACCCACACAGGAGUACGGCCCUUCACUUGCUCAGCCUGUGGCAAAAGCUUCAUACGUAAGGACCACCUGCGCAAACACCAGCGUAACCACACAGCAGGGCCUAAGGGGGCAGCCCUUGUACCACCCCUCCCGCCAGCCACCAGCAGCCUCCCAGAUCCUUUUAAGAGUCUUGGCUCCAAAGGACCAUUGACCCCAACAGAACUGGCGAGUGACUGGACUUAUGGUCUGAACGCCCUAGGACCUACAGAUGGCAACAGUCUGUGAGGUUGGGCAGACAGGAGCUAGGCAGCUCCCUACCCCUGAUGCUGCCAGGUUCACAAAUUGAAAAAUAAAAUUUCGUGAUAACAGGAUAUUAGAAGGAGGCUGGAGACAGCAGAAAUGGCAAAUAUGAAAAGAAAAUAGCAAAUGUGAGAUGACAAAUAUUAGUCACCUAAAAUUGAUCAUGACAAGGAGCGAGAGCAGCUGUCAAUAAAAAUUCUUAGAUUGUGCAUUCGCACUGUAGAAUUUUUAAUAAUUUAAUAUGAAACUUUAAUUUUUUAUCCCUAAAUAAAAAUCCAGGAAAAUAA